This is a messenger RNA of Rodentolepis nana, 333 nucleotides long. The record is from the annotation of a GenBank genome assembly. Lineage: Eukaryota; Metazoa; Platyhelminthes; Cestoda; Cyclophyllidea; Hymenolepididae.
AUGCAUGAUCACUCAGCCAUCAAGACGCAAACCAAUCCUCGAGGGUCAUCUCCAUCUGUAUGGCAGCUACGUGAUCCCUCAUCAAAUGAGACUCCUAGUGCAUUUAUUGACCUUCGAAAGCCCCCUCCUCCCCCUCCACUUACAGCAGCAACAACAGCAACAAUGUCAAACAAUGUUGGAGCGCCAAUAGCAGUCAUAUCAACCAACGCUUCUCGUACAACAACUAAUCCGACGGCACCUCUCAAGAUCACCGCUCCAUUAGUCAGUUUGGUGUGUCAUCCGGCACCUCCUCCGCCUCCAAAGCGGUCACCUCAAACCGUCCUCACUGGGUAA